AUGGCGCUCAACGUCUCGGUCUACGCGACCGUCGUAACGGUCCUGCUGCUGCCCGUUCUCCUAGCAAUAAAACGGCUCUACUUCCAUCCUCUCUCCCGCUACAAUGGCCCACGGCUCUGGGCGCUGACGCGACUCCCUUAUAUGCUCGCCUUUCGGUCGGGUCGGCUGGCUCACGACAUCAAAAGGUUCCACAAUAUAUAUGGCGAUACUGUCCGCGUGGCUCCAGAUGAGGUGUCAUUCUUGGAUCCCGAUUGCAUCAAAGACAUCUACAGCCGUCGUCCCACCAACCCCAAUUACAAGGCGCUACCCAAGGAUCCGAUCCGCCAGAAGCCUCCACAGCCUGGGCAGCCCGGCGACAUUCUAGACGUGGAAGAUGAAGACCACUCGCGUAUUCGGAAAGCAUAUGCUCCCGCAUUUAGUACACAGGCCUUGAACGCCCAAAAGCCACUGGUAACUUCAUACGUCUCGAAAAUGAUCGCUCAAUUAAAGUCGCGGGCAAAUAGCUCCGACCCAUCGAGGAGAAUAGUUGACCUUCAGCGAUGGAUCACUUACUGCACAUUCGACAUCAUCUGCUCACUGAGCUUCGGGGAGGAUUUUGGCUGCCUUGAUAAUGAUAGUUACCACGAAUGGGUCGGGAUGGUGGUUAAUUCCGUGAAAGGCAAAGUGCAAAUUGCGGCUUUUCGCUUCUAUCCAUGGCUCUUUAACUACCUAGUCAAGAGCUUACCAAAAUCUGCCCAAUUGAUGGUGGAACGGCAUCAGGCCAUGACCAACGAGAAGGUCCAAAAGCGCUUACAUACAGCAGUAGACCGACCGGAUUUCUUCUCAUACCUUCUCAAGUCGAAGAACGAGCUUACAGAACCCGAGAUGGAAAUUAACGCGGGCACCUUUAUCUUCGCAGGAAGCCAUACCCUCCAGUCCUCACUCACGGGGAUCCUGUUCCAUUUACUGAAGAACCCCGAAGCCCUGGCCCGAGUGACAGAAGAGGUUCGAAGUAGUUUCCCCGACGAGAGAGAUUUGGACGCGAACAAGCUAUCGAAACUACCAAUCUUGGAUGCAGCCAUCAAGGAGGGUAUCCGACUAACCGCCCCUGUGCCACUGGGAAUUACAAGACUUAUUCCCAGUGGGGGACAUACCGUGUGUGGAGAAUUCUUCCCGGGGGGUACCAAAGUAUCAUACAACUCAUGGGCUGCAGGCCUAUCCCCCCGAAACUUUUCCGAUCCCACCAAUUUCCAUUUGGAACGGUGGUUGAACCCCGACGAGGGUCGCUUCGCUAACGAUCGGCGCUCCGCGAUACAACCUUUCUUGCAGGGUCCGCGGGACUGUAUUGGACAGAAUCUGGCACGGUUGGAGAUGUCGCUUGUGAUUGGAUAUCUGAUUUAUCACUUCGAUUUCGUAUUGCCGAAUGGACGAGAGGCUUUGGGUGAGUGGGAGGAUCAGGAGACUUAUGCUGUUUGGAUGAAGUCGCCUCUUAUGGUGGAGUUGGUUGCGCGUUGA
Aspergillus tubingensis is the source of this 1494-nucleotide messenger RNA. Its product is annotated as cytochrome P450. The record is from RefSeq and is a predicted model, not a curated record. Bases 1 to 1494 code for a protein of 497 amino acids. Gene Ontology annotation, molecular function: iron ion binding; oxidoreductase activity, acting on paired donors, with incorporation or reduction of molecular oxygen; heme binding. NCBI's taxonomy places the organism in Eukaryota, Fungi, Ascomycota, Eurotiomycetes, Eurotiales, Aspergillaceae. The transcript has 3 exons.